CCCCGGCCUCGUGGCUCGGCGCGGCCCCUCUCCCCUCCUCGCAGUCAUGGUGGAGCCGGCGUCCGCGCCGCCCGUGGCCGCGCGCCUGUUCGACUCGCCCGCCCUCCGCCAGCUGCUGCUGGCGAUGGUGGCGUCGCUGGGGUACCUGAUGGUGGGGCUGGUGCGCGGCUUCUCAUCGCCCGGGGUCCCCUCCAUGCGCCAGCUCGACCCGCACCUGCUCGAAGCCCCUGGAGCCGUCUCCUGGAUCAGCUCCAUCCCGCCGCUGGGCGCGUGCGUGGGAUCCCUGGUGGCCGGGCCGCUGCUGCAGCGCGCGGGGCGGAGGCGGACUCUGCUGCUGAGUGCGCCGCUGGCAUUAGGCGCGUGGGUGGCACUGGCGCUAGCGCAGUCUUACGGGGCGCUGCUGACGGCGCGCAUCCUCACGGGCUUUUGCGCCGGCCUCGUCAUCCCCUCCGCGCAGGUUUACGUGAGCGAGUGCGCGCGGCCGUCGGCGCGGGGCGUGUUGGGGUCGCUGCCGGCGCUCUUCAUGUCGGCGGGCAUCCUGCUGGGCUACGUGGUGGGCGCGCUGGUGCCGUGGCGCUGGCUGGCGGGCGCGUCGGCGCUGUGCCCGGCCGCGCUGCUGGCGCUGCUGCUGCCGCUGCCCGAGUCGCCCUCGUGGCUGAGCGCGCGCGGCCGCACGCGCGACGCCGAGGCGGCGCUCAGCUGGCUCAAGCGGCCGCCGCUCACGCCCGCGCCGCACGCCCUCCCGCUCGCGCCGCUCCAAGGCGGGGCGGCUGCGGAGAAGAGCGGGGCGGCGGGCGGCGCGGGAGCGGGAGCGGCGGCGGGCGGCGUGACGCUGCAGGGGCUGCUGCAGCGCUCGGUGCUGGUGCCGUUCGGGCUGUCGCUGGCGCUGAUGGUGUUCCAGCAGCUGAGCGGCAUCGACGCCGUCGUCUUCUACACCGUGGAGAUCUUCGAGGCGGCGGGCGGGGGCGUGCCGGAGCACGUGGCGGCGGCGGCGGUGGGCGCCGUGCAGCUGGCGGCCAACGGCGUGGCGCUGCUGGCCGUGGACCGCGCCGGCCGCCGCCCGCUGCUGCUGGCGGCGCUGCCGCUGGCCAGCCUCAUCGUGUUCAUGGUGGGCUUCUCCGUGGGGCUGUGCACGCUGCCCUACCUCAUGAUGUCCGAGAUGCUGCCAGCGGUGCAGCGCGGCGUGCUGAGCUCGGCCGCGGGCUCCUUCAACCUGGCGGUGAUGUUCUUGGUGAUCAAGACGUUUCACGACCUGUCGGGCGCGCUGGGCGAGGCCGGCGCCUUCUGGGUUUACGCGUCGCUGUGCGUCGCCAGCUGCGUGUUCGUGCUGGUGUGCGUGCCCGAGACCAAGGGGCGGUCGCUCGAGGAGAUCCAGGCGCACUUCGAGCGCCGCCACGUGGCGGACGGCAACCACCGCACCGAGGCGGCCGCGCUCGAGAAGGGGCUAGUGCUCGAGAAGGCUCCCACGCUCGAGAAGGCGCCCGCGCUCGAGAAGGCACCCGCGCUCGAGAAGGCGCCCGCGCUCGAGAAGGCGCCCGCACUCGAGAGCGCCCCGGUCUCCGCUCCCGACCAAUACGAACGGAUGGCAGCCGAGGGCGGCAACGAAACAGCGCGAGUCCGAAAGGAUGAUGCGGCAAAGAGCGAAGACGAGAAGACAGAAGACACAGAACAGAAAGGCCGCGAAGAAAAUCACGUCGAUAGCGAACACAGGACUGAAACAUGA
Molecule: messenger RNA, 1723 nt
Organism: Gryllus bimaculatus (two-spotted cricket)
Lineage: Eukaryota; Metazoa; Arthropoda; Insecta; Orthoptera; Gryllidae
Source: the annotation of a GenBank genome assembly